AUGGCAAAAAUCCUUACGGUUUACACUUUUACUUUACUCGCUGCUGCAGUGGCCAGAGCAUCACCACAUUUUGGUUAUCACUACGAACGCAACUCCAAUGGAAAUACCGCAGCUAGUAAGGAAAGCAAUAGCUUCUUCAACACACCAGCGCUAAGCAAUACUAUUGGGAGUAGCCUAGUUAGUAAGGAAAGUAAUAGCUUCUUCAACACACCAGCGUUAAGCAAUACUAUUGGGAAUAGCGUAGUUAAUAAGGAAAGCCACAGUUUCUUCAAUACACCAACGCUUAGCAAUUCCUUGUCGGUACCAUUUCAAACGGAACACAAAGUUAAUAGUCAACAGUUUAAUGGUGACAAAUAUUUACCACCAGAAACUACAACACUUGCACCUAUAAUCACAAAACAAUUUUACUUGGUUUCUGCACCAGAUGAAGUUGAGGAAGUACAAAAAACGAAACAUUUUGUAAUUGGACGUCCACAGAAAAAUUAUCGUGUUGUAUUUAUCAAAGCACCUUCAUCGCAAAAUACUAAUCUAAAACUGAGUGCAGAGUAUGCGCCACAAGAAGAAAAGACUGUGAUCUAUGUACUAAGUAAAAAGGAUAAUGAAGUUAAUGUCGGAGAUAUAGCUACACCUCCACCAACACAAGCACCCAAACCAGAGGUGUUUUUCAUUAAAUAUAAAACUCAGGAGGAAGCAAGUGCUGCUCAAAAGGAAAUUCAAGAACAAUAUGACAGUUUAGGUGGCACCAGUGAAUUUUUAGAUCAAGGUAUACUUCCUGUGAAAUCAGUGAUUGGCUCAUUGGAUGGUCUGGCACCAAAUGGUGGCUAUGAUUAUAAAAAAGUACAAAAUGGUGCAAACUCUCCAAUAAAGGAUUUCCUACAACCUGCACGUUUUUAUUACUAA
Messenger RNA from Teleopsis dalmanni, 900 nucleotides. RefSeq lists its product as uncharacterized. The record is from RefSeq and is a predicted model, not a curated record. Bases 1 to 900 code for a protein of 299 amino acids. The transcript is spliced from 2 exons. Lineage: Eukaryota; Metazoa; Arthropoda; Insecta; Diptera; Diopsidae.